GAUUGGUUCGCUCUAACUACAAUCGAAUUCGUUUCUGGCUCUGAAAAAGUCGCAAGUCGACGUUUUCGUUUUAGAGAGAGAAUCAGAGUUUUGCGGUUUAAGAAGAGAGAGAGACACAGAGAGAAAGCGAGAGGAAUAGACAGAGGGAGAACCCGAGAGAGAGAGAGAGGCUAACAUGAUAACGCGAUCGAAUCUGGCCGAACAGUUACGCGAGUAUCAGAUUCGAUCCAAGCAUGACUGGGCCUCUGUCUCGUUCUUCUCCUCCACUUCUUCAAACAUCACCACUUCCAGGGUGGAUGUGGUGGUUUUUGUAAUAUGGGAACUUAUUAUUUUAGCCUUCUUGGUGUUUUCGGUAGUCUCUCUGUACUUCAAGCACAUCCAACUUGCUUUUAUUUUAGUCUGCAUCACAAUCCUAUUGCUUUUAUGCAUGAAAAUUACAAAGCAAGUAAGACUCGCAAGGAAAAAGAAACGAAGGAUGCUUCUUCCAUUGUCAAUGUAAAACGGCAUCAAGUAUUGACCUUUGUCAUAUUCCUAUUCUCGUACAUCCUUACCGGUAAGGUCUUGGCCAUUAUUGACCAUUUCUAUUGGUCCCGCAUCUCAUUCAUCACUGGAUUGUGUAUCAUCUGAUUCCACCUAUAGCAAAUUGACUAAAGUAUAUAGUUGAUGUUUUCACAUCAACACAAUCUUAUCCAAUUGGUUGAUCUAGAUCAAUGUUGGAGUCAGUGUGGCUGAGUAAUGCUAGGAUCUUGCUGAAAUAUAUAUAUUUGGCAUAUCUUUUUGCUGUUUGUUUCUGUAUACAUAGUGCAACUGCUGCAAGUUACUAUUGAGUUUUUGACCCCUUGACGUUGAAAGUUCAAAUACCAUCAGAUGAGUUAUUGUAUAAUGUCGACAUAUGUGCUAGAUGUUAGAAUUGAUGCAGCAAUAUUUCACAACCAAGAGGGGGGGUGAAUUGGUUUUAACAAA
Molecule: messenger RNA, 963 nt
Organism: Vigna unguiculata (cowpea)
Lineage: Eukaryota; Viridiplantae; Streptophyta; Magnoliopsida; Fabales; Fabaceae
Product: NADH-ubiquinone oxidoreductase chain
Source: RefSeq, a predicted model, not a curated record